AUGGCGCUCCGAUCUCUCUUCUCUCGCACAUCCCUCGCGGGAUUAUCGGCAGCUUCCAGGACCUCGUCUUGCCUCGACUCCAAGGCCCUAGGGCUGGCAGGGCUCGCCCAAUCCCGAGGAUUGAAGACCGCAUCUCUCCCCGAUCUCCCCUAUGAUUACGGCGCCCUGGAGCCUGCCAUCAGCGGCGAUAUUAUGCAGCUCCACCACAAGAAGCACCACCAGACCUACGUCACUAACUACAACAAGGCUCUCGAGCAGCUCCACGAAGCUACUCUCAAGGGCGAUGUCGGUACUGUUGUUAAGCUGCAGAGCGCCAUCAAGUUCAACGGCGGAGGUCAUGUAAACCAUUCAAUCUUCUGGAAGAAUCUUGCUCCUGUUCGUGAAGGAGGUGGUGAACCCCCACAUGGUUCCUUGGGCUGGGCUAUUGACACUCAUUUCGGUUCCGUGGAAGCAUUGAUCCAGAAAAUGAAUGCUGAAGGUGCCGCUCUCCAAGGCUCUGGAUGGGUGUGGCUUGGCCUCGACAAAGAGACAAAGAAGCUUGUAGUUGAUACCACCGCAAAUCAGGAUCCAUUGGUGACUAAGGGAGCAACUUUGAUCCCAUUACUUGGCAUCGAUGUUUGGGAGCAUGCAUACUACUUGCAAUACAAGAAUGUGAGACCGGAUUACCUGAAGAACAUAUGGAAGGUAAUGAACUGGAAAUAUGCGGGUGAAAUUUAUCAGCAGGAGUGCCCUUGA
Molecule: messenger RNA, 735 nt
Organism: Linum trigynum
Lineage: Eukaryota; Viridiplantae; Streptophyta; Magnoliopsida; Malpighiales; Linaceae
Source: the annotation of a GenBank genome assembly